This is a messenger RNA of Moneuplotes crassus, 1318 nucleotides long. NCBI's taxonomy places the organism in Eukaryota, Ciliophora, Spirotrichea, Euplotida, Euplotidae. The record is from the annotation of a GenBank genome assembly.
UUGCAAAUUUUAGUAUAUUUUAAUUUAUUCCGGUAAUUAUGUGAGUUACCUGUGUUAGUCAGAAUUGUGACAAGACCAGCACCCAGUACUGUUGUGACCAUAAGAAAGCUAUUUGAGGCUGGUGUAGGUCGGAUCAGCAUUUUAAGUGUAAAGUGCAGAUGAUUGUUGAUGUGAAGGAGCUUGAGUAUCAAUCUAUGAGUCUGGACAAGUUAAUUAGAACCACUGAGACUCAAUGCAAGCAGUUUGAUCUGGAAGACGACUUUCCGAAGUUUAGAGAGGCUAUUGAUGGGAUCAAGAAAGAGUUUGAGGAAGUUAAAGAGGAGAUUAGCAAAGCUGUGAGGUAUAAGGAGUUCUUAAAAUUUGAAGAGUAUCAAGCCAAGCUUGAUCAGAUUAAGACCAAGAUUUCAGGGAAACCUGAAAUCAAGGAAGUAAUGAGCUGCUGUUUCAUGCAGAUAGGACUCAAGCAGAUACAGAUUCAAGUCCAAGAAGAAAAAGUAUCUGAUACAAUAAAGGAAACAAAUGAGGGUUUUAAUCAGGAGUUUAAAAUACCUACAGAGGAUAGAAGUAAAGUAAAAGAGCUGUCUGCUUCACAAAUACUCUCAAGAGGACUAUUUGGACAGAGAAAGUCCAAAAGUGCUUCUAUUCAAGAGGAAAAUAAGUCAGAAAGACUGUUUUCUUCUCAUCCUAAAAAAGAUUCAGAGAAAAAUAAUGCUUCUGAUAAUAAGGUUAAUGAACUCAAUCCUAAAUCAAGUCUAGGCUUAUUUGGGUCUUCUUCUAAAAAUAAUGAAUCCUCAACUUACUCGAAGCCCUUUGGAUCAUGUCUGUUUGGAAUUAUUAUGAAGGAUAUCUACUCAUGCUCUACUUCGGAUGUCCCUGAACAUAUCAAUAAUGUGUUUAUGAAUGAAUUGGUUCAGGCCAAAGAAAAAUUCACCGAAGCUCAUCUGGUAACCUUGCAUCUAACCAACACUCACAAAUCAACCUUCCAAUCCUUCGUCAGCCACUGCUUGGCCUCUAAACUCUGCCACGACCUAAUUAUAAAGAACGAAAGGGAAGACGAGAGAGUUGUGUUUUCAGAGUUUUCAUCUUCUUUGAAGUUGCUGCUCAAAACUCCUUUAAAGACUAUAAGACUGGUGAAGUUUGAUCUAACUGAUAAGGAAUUAACUUACCUCGCAGGCUUACUAAAAUCAAGCAAGAUAAAGAUCUCAUUGAAAGAUUGAGACCUCCUUGGGAAAAGGAAGUUUGGGUGUAUAGGACCCCCUCUUAUAACCCAAGAGGUACUAAUACAGGAAGGAACCAACAAGAUCGAGGUUCUCUAAUU